This is a messenger RNA of Solanum verrucosum, 825 nucleotides long. RefSeq lists its product as uncharacterized. The transcript is spliced from 3 exons. NCBI's taxonomy places the organism in Eukaryota, Viridiplantae, Streptophyta, Magnoliopsida, Solanales, Solanaceae. The coding region runs from base 16 to 825 and encodes 269 amino acids. The record is from RefSeq and is a predicted model, not a curated record. Gene Ontology annotation, molecular function: oxidoreductase activity.
AAUUCCCUAAGAAAAAUGGAGUCGUGGAAAGACCUGAAGGGGAAAGUAGUGAUGGUUACAGGGGCGUCGUCUGGAAUUGGGCGAGAGUUGUGUCUCGACUUGGCCAAAGCCGGUUGCAGCAUCAUCGCUGCUGCUCGUCGUAUUGACAUGUUGAAAUCUCUCUGCAACCACAUUAAUUCAGAGGGUCUCCAGCGAGCAUUCGCCCUCGAGCUUGAUGUCAUGUCCAAUGGUGCUACCAUUGAGGUCGCUGUACAAAUAGCUUGGAAUGCCUUUGGACGUAUCGAUACCUUGAUUAACAACGCUGGCAUUAGAGGUAGUGUGAGCUUUUCACUAGAAUUGUCAGAGAAGGAGUGGGAACAUACCUUUAACACGAAUCUCAGAGGGGCAUGGUUGGUGUCAAAAUACGUCUGUAGACGCAUGCGCGAUGCUAAACAGGGCGGAGGAUCUGUUAUUAAUAUCUCUUCAGUUUCUGGUCUGAAUCGGGUACUAUUGCCCGGGUCUAUUGCUUACGCUUCUUCAAAGAUGGCUCUGGACAUGUUCACUAGGAUGAUGGCACUUGAAAUGGGAGUAAACAAUAUUAGAGUGAACUCAAUAGCACCAGCAAUUUUCAGAUCUGAGAUAACAGAGAGUCUUAUUCAAAAGGAAUCGUACAAACCAGUUGUUUCGAGAAUUGUUCCUUUGAGAGAUUUUGGAACGACAAAUCCAGCUAUAACAUCAGUCGUAAGGUAUUUAAACCUUGAUUCAUCAAAAUAUGUAUCGGGCAAUAUUUUCAUUGUUGAUAGCGGAUGUAGCUUAACCGGUGUCCCCAUUUUCUCAUCACUCUAG